CGCGAUGGCGGAAGAAUUUCAGCUAGGUAGAGGAAAUUGGUGGGAAUCAUCAACUUCAGCUUCAUCAACAACAACAUCAUCGUCUAGAAAUAAGUUUAUCGAUAGCGGAAUUUCAUCAUGUACAACGCCUUCAGCAUCGAGUACAACCGGUCUAAGCAGCAUGGCAAGUAACUUUGUUAAUUGGCCGACAGAAAUUCAUGAGGAUAUUAAAGUUAGAUCCGAAAAUAGUUCUAUGGUUUUUUCGGGCUCUGAUUCCCAUAAACGUUACGCCUCCGAAUCUUCUGUUGGUGGUGGAGGAGGAGGAGGAGGUGGAGGCGUGGGGCAAGGCGUUUUAUCUGUUGAUGAUCCUAAUUUACAAAUGAUGGGGUUAGGUUUAUCUUCUCAAGGACUUGAUUGGAAUCAACCUUUCUUUCGGAGUGAAAAAUCCGGGAGUGGUUUCCGUUCGUUAAUUCAAGAAGGGUUGAGUUCAAAUGCAAAUUAUCAACAAGAAGGAACAUGUCAUGAACAAGAUCAUAAUAAUUGGAGUACGCAAAAAAUAUAUCAUGGGAAUUCUGAUGAUUCUUCAGUAAAUGAUUAUAAUAAACAAUUAUUUAGUGGUCAUAAUAAUAAUCUUGAAAAUUCAGCAGUACCUUAUGGAAGUCCAUCAAAUAUGUUACAAGGGUUAUUAAUUUCUGACCUUAAUAGUCAACAACAAGAAUCAAAUAAUUUUUCAAGUGUUAGUAGAUCUUUAUAUUAUAAUCCUUCAUAUAAUAACCAACCAAAUUGUGAUGUCAGUAUUCCUACUUCUUCUUCACCUUCUUCUUGGUCUAAAUUUCCUCAAUUUCUCCGAACAUCGGAUCCUUCAAAAGUAGUACAACAAUGGUCACUCUCACAGCCGCCACCACUAUCUCAUAGUCAGUUGUCACAUUUCUCCGGUGGCACGCCUUUUUGGAAUGCCACAUCAGCAGCCGCGGAGGACGUCCGAUCGGGUUUCGUCCCUCAGCUCCCCACGAACCCAACGGUUGAUGAGAAACCAAAGCACACGGGUGAAGUUAGGAAUAUAAGCACAAUAACAAAGAAAAAUAGCAGUGAAACACCAAAUAAGAGACCAAGGAAUGAAGCACCGUCUCCAUUGCCAGCUUUUAAGGUGAGGAAAGAGAAAAUGGGAGACAGAAUCACUGCACUUCAACAAUUAGUCUCACCUUUUGGAAAGACUGAUACAGCUUCUGUGCUAUCGGAAGCAAUCGAGUAUAUAAAGUUCCUCCAUGACCAAGUUAAUGUAUUAAGCACCCCAUACAUGAAAAGUGGGGCUUCCAUACAACAUCAACAGAGUACCGGUGAUAAAUCCAAUGUAAAUCCAGAAGGAGGAAAACAAGAUCUUAGAAGUCGAGGAUUAUGCUUGGUCCCAGUGUCUAGUACCUUUCCAGUAACUCACGAAACAGCAGUUGAUUUUUGGACUCCCACCUUUGGAGGAACAUUCAGAUAAUCAAAGACAAAGCAUAUUAUAGU
Solanum verrucosum is the source of this 1488-nucleotide messenger RNA. Its product is annotated as transcription factor bHLH123-like. NCBI's taxonomy places the organism in Eukaryota, Viridiplantae, Streptophyta, Magnoliopsida, Solanales, Solanaceae. Gene Ontology annotation, biological process: regulation of transcription by RNA polymerase II. Gene Ontology annotation, molecular function: RNA polymerase II cis-regulatory region sequence-specific DNA binding; DNA-binding transcription factor activity, RNA polymerase II-specific; protein dimerization activity. The record is from RefSeq and is a predicted model, not a curated record. Gene Ontology annotation, cellular component: nucleus. The transcript is spliced from 7 exons. The coding region runs from base 5 to 1465 and encodes 486 amino acids.